AUGGGGCUGCCAAUCACCGUCUCCACAUGCUCGCUCAACCAGUGGGCGCUCGACUUUGACGGCAACCGCGAUCGCAUCCUCGAAUCCAUUCGCCUCGCCAAACAGGCAGGCUCGCGUCUGCGCGUGGGCCCCGAGCUCGAGAUCCCCGGCUACGGCUGCUUCGACCACUUCCUCGAGCCAGACACGGUGCUGCACUCCUGGCAAGUGCUCGCCGAGAUCCUUGCAUCCAAUGCGACCCACGGUAUCCUCUGCGAUGUUGGCAUGCCGGUCCUCCAUCGCUCCACGCUCUACAACUGUAGACUGCUCCUCUUGGAUGGCAAGAUCCUGCACAUUCGGCCCAAGAUGUGGCUCGCCAACGACGGAAACUACCGCGAGAUGCGAUACUUCACUCCUUGGACACGCACCAACCACACUGACAGCUUCACGCUCCCUCGCAUCGUCUCCUCCAUCACCGGCCAGGACGAGGUUCCCUUCGGCGAUGCGGUUGUCAAGACAAGAGACACGGUGCUGGGCGUCGAGCUGUGCGAAGAGCUCUUCACCCCUAACUCGCCGCACAUCCGCCAAGGUCUAGACGGCGUCGAGAUCUUUACUAAUUCAUCGGCGUCGCACCACGAGCUCAGGAAGCUUUAUCGCAGAGUCGAGCUUAUCAAGGAAGCCACGUUGAAGCUCGGCGGGAUUUACCUAUAUGCCAACCAGCAAGGGUGUGAUGGCGAUCGACUCUACUACGACGGAUGUCCGCUCAUCGCGGUCAACGGCAGUAUUGUCGCGCAGGGCUCGCAGUUCUCGCUGGAUGACGUCCAGGUCAUUUCGGCGACGGUGGAUCUGGACGACGUGCGAGCUCACCGCAGCGCCAAGAGCAGAGGCAUGCAAGCCGUCAGCGAAAGCAGCGGUAUCGGUUGUCCGCGCAUCAACGUCGACUUUGACGUGGGCGAGUCGGAAGAGUAUGGAUCAAAGACCCCGGGAACGUCGACACCCCAAGCGACCAAUGCCGGCAAAAGUGACGAUGCAGAACGGCUGUACAAGCGGUACUUUACUCCGCUGAGCCAGCCCAUCGAGGUACGCUACCACUCGCCAGAGGAAGAGAUCGCGCUGGGACCUGCUUGCUGGUUGUGGGACUAUCUGCGUCGAUCGCGCACCCAAGGCUAUUUUGUCCCGCUUUCGGGAGGUAUCGAUUCCUGUGCCACGGCAACAAUUGUGUUCAGCAUGUGCAGGCUCGUCCUCGCCGCCAUCGACGCACCCUCUUCAUCCUCCUCCUCGACUUCUAACAAGGCAACGUCGUCGCUUACGACCGAUACACGCGCGCAGGUGCUCGCAGACGUGCGUCGAAUCUGCAACGAAAAGGAGGGCUCCAUGUGGAUCCCAGCAACACCACAGGAGCUCUGCAACCGCAUCUUUGUCACGUGCUACAUGGGCACCGAGAACUCGUCCGAUGAGACUCGGCAGCGCGCCAAGGACCUUGCUGCCGACAUUGGCGCCUACCACAUCGAUCUCAACAUGGAUCUUGUGAUCCGGGCCAUCAUCACGCUCUUCUCCACCGUCACGGGGGCCACGCCGCGCUUCCGCGUGCACGGCGGGACGCCAGCGGAGAACCUGGCGCUGCAGAACAUCCAGGCGCGGCUGCGCAUGCUGCUCGCGUACAUGUUUGCGCAGCUGGUGCCCUGGGUGCGCGGCACGUGGGGCGGGCUGCUCGUGCUCGGCUCGGCCAACGUCGACGAGUCGCUCCGCGGCUACCUGACCAAAUACGACUGCAGCUCGGCCGACAUCAACCCGAUUGGUGGCAUCUCCAAGACGGACCUCAAGUCGUUUAUCGCCUACGCGCGCGAUGCGUUCUCGCUGCCCAUCCUGCACGCCUUCCUCACCGCCGUCCCCACGGCCGAGCUCGAGCCCAUCACCGAAACCUACGUGCAGGCCGACGAGGCCGACAUGGGCAUGACCUACGACGAGCUCUCGGUGUUCGGCCGCCUGCGCAAGAAUCUCAAGUGUGGGCCAUAUGCCAUGUUCAACAAGCUGUUGCAGGAGUGGGGGCCCAGCAUGGGCGCCGAGAAGGUUGCGGACAAGGUCAAGCUCUUCUGGUUCGAGUACGCGAGGAACCGGCACAAGAUGACCACCUUGACGCCGAGCUACCACGCCGAAGGGUACAGUCCGGAUGAUAACCGGUUUGAUCUCAGGCCGUUCUUGUAUCCGUCGAGGUUUCCGUUUCAGUUUAGGAAGAUUGACGAGUUGGUCCGCAGGUUGGCUGCCGUGUCGAGAGCCGGCUUGGUCGGUGGUGAGGCGGAGGACAGGAAGGACAUCUAG
Sporisorium graminicola is the source of this 2295-nucleotide messenger RNA. RefSeq lists its product as uncharacterized. Gene Ontology annotation, cellular component: cytoplasm. The record is from RefSeq and is a predicted model, not a curated record. Lineage: Eukaryota; Fungi; Basidiomycota; Ustilaginomycetes; Ustilaginales; Ustilaginaceae. Bases 1 to 2295 code for a protein of 764 amino acids. The transcript is spliced from 2 exons. Gene Ontology annotation, molecular function: ATP binding; NAD+ synthase (glutamine-hydrolyzing) activity; glutaminase activity. Gene Ontology annotation, biological process: NAD+ biosynthetic process.